Messenger RNA from Cucurbita moschata (crookneck pumpkin), 1041 nucleotides. RefSeq names its product probable polygalacturonase At3g15720. The transcript is spliced from 9 exons. Lineage: Eukaryota; Viridiplantae; Streptophyta; Magnoliopsida; Cucurbitales; Cucurbitaceae. Gene Ontology annotation, biological process: carbohydrate metabolic process. Bases 1 to 1041 code for a protein of 346 amino acids. The record is from RefSeq and is a predicted model, not a curated record. Gene Ontology annotation, molecular function: polygalacturonase activity.
AUGAAGCUUAUUUUUCUGUCGGGUUUUAUCUUUUUCACUGUUUCGUGGACUGUAUUAGCUUCAUCUUCUUUCAAUGUUCUCGAUUAUGGAGCUGCUGGAAAUGGCGAAACUGAUGAUACAGAAGCUUUUGUGAAAGCUUGGAAGGAUGUCUGUGAAGCAACCGAUGACAUUCCAACAUUGCAAGUACCUGCUGCAAAAAUUUACCUUUUGAACCCUAUCACAUUUGAAGGUCCUUGCAAGUCUGAACAAGUCAAUUUCGAGCUUAAAGGAACUCUAAUGGCUCCGAGCAAAGAUGCAUGGCCAAAUGAUAACGAUAAAUGGAUUCAAUUUGUGGACAUAGAUGGACUUACUAUCAAUGGAGGAGGAAAAAUAAACGGCCAAGGUUCUCUUUGGUGGGAAGGUUGUGAAGAACACUGCGAUCACCCAACGGCAUUAUUUUUCCACAAUUGCAACGGGCUUCAUUUACAGAAUACCGAACACAUUGACAGUGCCAAGAAUCACAUCUCCAUAAAUUUUUGCAAUGAUGUCACUGUCUCAGAUAUUCACGUUAAUGCUCCUGAAGACAGUCCUAAUACAGAUGGAAUUGACAUUUCUAGAUCAACAAAUGUUAUUAUUCAAAAUUCUUUCAUGUUAACGGGGGAUGACUGUAUUGCCAUUAACAAUGGAUCUUCAUACAUUACUAUCAAGGGGGUUACUUGUGGCCCCGGCCAUGGUAUAAGCGUUGGGAGCUUGGGAGAAGAUGGGCAAUUCAACUCUGUCGAAAAUAUCUAUGUGAGCGAUAGCCUUUUGAAGGGAACUCAAAAUGGAGUUAGAAUCAAGACGUGGGAGAGCGGAUAUGGAUAUGCAAGGAACAUCACAUUUGAACAAAUAACAUUCGAGGAUGUAAAAAACCCGAUCAUUAUUGAUCAAUAUUACACAUCUUUUGCAUCUACAAGGGAAAAUAAGGAAAUGGGCAUAAAGGUGAGCGAUGUGACUUAUCGAGGAGUUAAUGGAACAUCAGCAGAUGAAAACGUAAUUACUUUCAACUUGGAGGAACUCUAA